CCAGCCGCGGCGCUUUUGGGGGAGGCGGCCCAUUUAGGCGGCCCCCCGACUAGGCGGUUCCAGGCGUGCCUAGGCGGCCGAGGCGGCCGCCUAGCCGCCAGUCGCAGCCCUAGGCGGCCUCCGCCCCCCACACUUUUCUUCAGCUAAGCGCGUAGAUCGUUUUUAGGGUUUACAUUUCAUUUCAGAUUUCCCCCCCUCCUCUCUCUCUCGCCUCUCAUUGUCUCAUCUUGGUGCGUUGCCGGUUGCUCCCCUCCUCGCCGUCGCCGGACCCGCCGCUGCUGCUCGCUGGAACGACGACCUGUCUGGCCGCCUCUCUCACCGCACCACCUCUCUCACCGAGCAACCUCUCUGGUCGCCUCUCUCACCGGCCACCGCACCGCCUCUCUCACCGGCCGCCGACCGUGUCCCUCGCCGCCGACCGCCUCCUCUGUGUUCUGCCACCGCCGAGCCCCUUUCUCUCUCAAUCCGCCGCCUUCAAGCUAACAGUCUAACAGUAUGUACUAUGUAUUAUUGUAUUUAAAACUAUUUAUUAACCAUCAUCUAUGAUUUUCAGAUUUAUUAACCAUGUCUUUCACUAGCAAUGUUUAGAUUUUAUCUUCCACAUGAUUUUGAUUUUCAGUUUCAGAUUUGUGUUAGGCUAUUAGCAAUGUUAAGUUCCUGUGUUAGGUUGUUAGUUUUGAUUUUCAGAUUUGUGUUAAGCUGUUAGCAAUGAUUUUCAGAUUUGAUUUUCAGAUUUUGUCUUCCACAUGAUUUUCAGAUUUGAUUUUGACUUCCACAUGAUUUUCAGAUUUGAUUUUGUUCAGUUUAAGUGAUGUCUGGAACGGGGAGUACGGAAGCAUCGUCCGCUACCGUCUCAAUUCUUAAAAGGAAGUCAAAUGAUGUGGGGUGGGAGUAUGGGAUGUUAAUUGAUCCCAAGAAUAUGGACAAAGUCAAAUGCAAGUUAUGCAGUAAGGUGAUGUCUGGCGGUGUUUAUCGAGUUAAAGAACACAUUGGCCAUAUUUCUGGAAAUGUGUCUGCAUGUCCAAAAGCUUCUCCAGAUGAUAGAGCCAAAUGCAAGAAUGCAAUUGAGGAGGCAAGGAAUAAAAAGAAGAAUAAGAAAAAGGAAGAAGAUCUGAUGAGAUCAACAGUCAAUAUUUCUGAAAAGGGGGAAGGGAAUGGCGAUGAUGAAUUGCAAGAAUUAGGGAGUAAUAACCCACCCCGCACACUUGGCCCUAUGGAUAAAUUUGCAAGCUCCAUCAGCCCUGAAGCUGGUUCAAGUGUAAAAAUGACACAAAGACAACAAAAUAUCAAUGAAGCACUCUUUAAAGAGAGGACACAGACAGUUCGUGAAUAUUGUGCUAGGUGGGUCUAUGAGCACGGUAUUCCUUUCAAUGCCAUUGAUAAUGACAGUUUCAAGUUGUUUGUUGAGGCAGUUGGUCAAUUUGGGCCAGGCUUCAAUCCUCCUAGUCAAUACCAGUUGAGGGAAACGUUGCUAAAGGGGGAAGUUGACAGGAUGAAAGGUUUGUUAAAGAAGCAUGAAGAAGAGUGGGCAAGAAAUGGGUGCUCCAUUAUGACAGAUGCUUGGAGUGAUAGAAAAAGAAGGAGCAUCAUGAACUUAUGUGUUAAUUCUAAUGCCGGUACUGCUUUCCUUUCUUCUAAAGAAUCUUCAGAGGAGGCACAUACAAGUGAACUCAUUUUUGAGUAUGUGGACAAAUGCAUUGAGCAAGUUGGGCCACAAAAUGUUGUCCAAGUGGUAACUGACAAUGCUGCCAACAAUAUGGGAGCGACAAAGUUAUUGAAGGUGAAGAGACCCAAUAUCUUUUGGACAUCAUGUGCUACUCACACCAUCAAUUUAAUGCUUGAAAGCAUUGGAAAACUGCCAAGGUACAAAAAAGUCAUUGAUCAAGCCAAGAGUUUGACAAUCUUUAUUUAUGCACAUCAUAAGACCUUAUCCUUAAUGAGGUCAUUUACAAAGAAGAGGGAUAUAGUGAGACCAGGUGUCACUAGAUUUGCUUCUUCUUUCCUUACUCUACAAAGUUUAAUGGAGAAAAAGAGCCAAUUGAGGGCAAUGUUUACUAGCUCUGAGUGGGAGGAGUGCAAGUGGUCGAAGACUGUUAAAGGGAAAGCAGCCUAUGCAACUGUGUUAAGUAUUGCUUUCUGGAAUGGUGUGACUAUAUGUCUUAAGGUUUUUGCACCUUUGGUGAAGGUGCUUCGAAUUGUUGAUGCAGAUAAGAAGCCUUCUAUGGGCUUUUUAUAUGGAGAGAUUAAUCAGGCAAAAAAGGAUAUUAAGGAGGCCCUAAACAAUCUUGAAAAGAACUAUUUGCCUAUUAUGGAAAUUAUUGAUGCAAGAGUGAAAGAUAGGCUAGAUAGUCCAUUGCAUUUUGCGGCUUACCUUUUGAAUCCAUAUUAUUUGUUCAAAGAUAUGGAUAUGCAAUUUGAUAAUGAACUGAUGGAUGGGUUUUUUAAUGCUGUGGAGAUGUUUUUUUAUGGUGAUGAUCGCAUGCAAGGGCAUAUUUUAAAUGUUGAGUUGCCAAAAUAUACUUGCAAAGAAGGAGUUUUUGGAAAGUCAUGGGCAAUUCAAGGGUGUGCAACAAAUGAUGAUAAUUAUAACCCAGUUAAAUGGUGGAUGACUUAUGGAAAUCAAACACCAAACUUGCAACGAAUGGCGAGAAGGAUCCUCUCGUUAACUAGUAGUUCAUCCGGUUGUGAAAGAAAUUGGAGUACUUUUGAAGGGAUACAUACGAAGAAAAGAAAUAGACUAGAUGUUAAUCGAUUGAACAAUCUAGUCUUUGUCCAAUUUAAUGCAAAACUGAUGAACAAGCAAAAAAGGGAGAAGGAGAGGAAUGUUGAUGUGCUACUUGCUAGUGAUGCUAGUAAUGCACAAGGAUGGAUCGUUGAUGGAGAAGAUGAUGAAGAAAUUGAGCCUGGUAUGGGGCUCACUUGGGAAAUGGUUGGUGAAGCUUCUGGAGCAGACGACAUGCUUUAA
Molecule: messenger RNA, 2965 nt
Organism: Diospyros lotus (date-plum)
Lineage: Eukaryota; Viridiplantae; Streptophyta; Magnoliopsida; Ericales; Ebenaceae
Exons: 3
Coding region: 812-2965 (717 amino acids)
Molecular function (GO): protein dimerization activity; DNA binding
Source: RefSeq, a predicted model, not a curated record